CCGCAACAGGGCCAUGCUUCAUGCGCUCAGGUCGCUUGGUAGACGGGCGCGGCGAGGCAAGGCAUACGACGAUCGCCACGAUGCCAUUUCGCGGCAGGCCUUCGCGAGGCUGCGAGACGUGUCGUCGACGCAAGAUAAAGUGUGAUCUCCGCGACGGCGGUUGCGCCAAGUGCGAAAAGGCUGGGUGGCCGUGCGAGGGAUACCGCGACAUCACGGACCUCAUGUUCCACGACGAAAGCGCCAAGACGAAGGCAAAGGUGACUGCUGGACAGGGGUCUCGACGUCGUCAGGCUCGUCUCGAGAAGUCGCCGUCGCCAUCUCCGGCUUCAGCGUCGGCGGCUUCCAGCGCAAGCGCAUCGCCGGCCGCAAGCCCCAAGACUGGGCCAUCAACUGAGCUCGUUGCUCUGUCGCUGCCCGCCGAGCCCUCCUUGGCGCCUGCCAUCGACGACAUGGCCAUCGGCUAUUUCUUCGACCAAUACGUCUUCCGAUAUCGAGACAGGCGAGAUUCGUGGUACAUCGAAGACGGCAACGGCUGUCUCCUCGCCGCAAUCAAGGCUUUGGGCACCGCCGGCGUCAUCAAGCGGACCGCACCACGCCCGUCGGCCGAUCCUGAAGCUCGCAAGCACUACUUGACUGCCCUGCAAUUGACCAACUCUGCUCUGCGCUCACCCGACGACGUGAAGAGAGACAGCACGCUGCUUGCGAUCGUCAUUCUCGGCAUCUUCGAGGCCGUCAGCGGGUUCCAGCAAAAUCUCGACACCUGGCGAGACCACGUCAAUGGCGCUGCGUCCCUGCUGCAGCUCCGCGGCAGAGAUCAGUUCAAGACCCAGACUGGCUGUCGCCUGUACCUCCAGACCGUCCUCAAUCUGAUCAUCAGCUGCUUGAGCCGUCGAAUACCCAUCCCCGACCACGUGCGCGUCGUCCACAAGAUUGCCGAGCAAUACAUUCCCGACCCCAAGGACAGCGUCUGGAGGUUCACAAUUGCAAGCAUGCGUCUUGCCGACCUGAACGCUCGCCUACUGCCGGGAAACUUUCCCAUUUCGAGCACACAGGCUCCACACAUCGUGGAGGAUGCUCUCGCUCUCUACGCCGAGAUCGAAUCGGCACUUGCCGAUGCUCCAGGAGAUUGGAAACCGCGACUCGUCGGGGCCACAGGACCCGUCGUAUAUGCUGACUACUACUACGUCUUUGACAGUUACCUGGUAGCACAAAUGUUCUGCGGCAUGUGCAGCUAUCGAAUCAUGCUCAUAGACAUUUUAAGAAAGGCAGUGGCAAAUUGCAGGACAACCGGCUAUAAAUUGCCUCCACAGCAGCUGGAACAAGUUCAGUACUGCCUCGGGUCACUCAGACAACUUCAGAUGGCCAUCUUGGCUGUGGUACCGCAGCAUCUCGAAGACAGAUUUAAGAUCGUGCAUUCGAAACUUCCGGAGGGAACACAAGAUCUAACAUGCACUGGCUUUCGAAUUCGUGAUCACAAUCCAUUCCGAGGCAUUUGCAGCGAGGGCCGCGAGCUUCCAUUCGUUCGCAUGGCAGGCGGCUUUCAGAUUCAGUUCCCAAUAUUCACAGCUGGAGCUUCGGAUGCUCCAGGCGGACCCAUCCGGACCUGGGUGAUCGGUAUGCUGAAGCUUCUGGGCCAAAGCAUUGGCAUACAGCAAGCAUUCGUGCUUGCAUCGCAGCUUGAAGGUGUGCACGGACCCCUAUGGGACGUCUUGCUCUGA
Messenger RNA from Pseudocercospora fijiensis CIRAD86, 1718 nucleotides. RefSeq lists its product as uncharacterized. The transcript is spliced from 2 exons. Gene Ontology annotation, molecular function: DNA-binding transcription factor activity, RNA polymerase II-specific; zinc ion binding. The record is from RefSeq and is a predicted model, not a curated record. Gene Ontology annotation, biological process: regulation of DNA-templated transcription. Lineage: Eukaryota; Fungi; Ascomycota; Dothideomycetes; Mycosphaerellales; Mycosphaerellaceae. The coding region runs from base 21 to 1718 and encodes 565 amino acids.